This is a messenger RNA of Ascochyta rabiei, 6835 nucleotides long. RefSeq lists its product as uncharacterized. NCBI's taxonomy places the organism in Eukaryota, Fungi, Ascomycota, Dothideomycetes, Pleosporales, Didymellaceae. The record is from RefSeq and is a predicted model, not a curated record. Gene Ontology annotation, molecular function: phosphopantetheine binding; oxidoreductase activity; fatty acid synthase activity. The transcript has 8 exons. Bases 1 to 6825 code for a protein of 2274 amino acids. Gene Ontology annotation, biological process: fatty acid biosynthetic process; secondary metabolite biosynthetic process.
AUGGCUCCCUACGUUCUGACACCUACCUCGGAGCAAGACCACAUGAUGGACGGACGCGAGUAUCAUCCAAUAGACGGGAGCUCGUCGGGUGGCGAGGCUACCCCCACGUCUUCAGCUUCCGGUGCAGAAGCCUUCAACAACGGCCCAACUGUAACUGCCACCGUUAGCACCGACAAUCAUCUGAACGCUCAAGAGGUCACCACUGAUGACUUGGACCUGGCAUCUUCGCUUCCAAGUAUGAAGUACGAAGACGCAUACACACAUGGCUACAAAGAUGGGUACACCUGCGCCCACGUCGAAUUGAAGCAUCAACCUAUCGCCAUCAUUGGAAUGUCAUGCCGCCUCCCCGGGAGCGUCAGCACGCCAGAUGAAUUCUGGGAACUUCUCGCACGCUCUCGUACUGGCUUUUCCAAGAUUCCAUCUUCCAGGUUCUCUGAUAAACGCUUCUUCCACUCAAAUCCGGGAAAAAGUGGUGCUACAAAUGCUCGGGGCGGCAACUUUCUCACCCAAGACCUUGCCGCGUUCGACGCCCCUUUUUUUGGGUUUACCCAGCAGGAAGCGAUCAGUUUGGACCCUCAGCAGCGGUUGCUCCUCGAGUGUACAUUCGAAGCACUAGAAAGUGCGGGCAUCCCUAAGCACAACGUUGUCGGCACAGAUGUAGGAGUCUUUGUAGGAGGUACAUUUUCCGAAUAUGAGGCAGACCUGUUCCGAGACCCGGAUACUAUUCCAAUGCACCAAGCAACAGGCUGUGCCAUGGCUAUGCAAUCAAAUCGUAUCUCGCACUUUUUCGACCUCAGAGGCCCCAGUUACACUGUAGACACAGCAUGCUCAUCGAGUCUAGUUGCUCUUCACAAUGCGUGUCAAAGUCUGCGUACUGGCGAAUCGAGCAUGGCAUUAGCUGCCGGUGUUCAUUUGAACAUGCUUCCGGAGUUUUGGAUCUCGUAUUCGAUGUCGCGACUCUUCGGAGAAGAGGGCCGUUCGUUCGCCUUCGAUCAGCGAGGGACAGGCUAUGGUCGUGGGGAGGGAUGCGGUAUGGUCCUUCUGAAGCCACUCGACCAAGCAAUCAAAGAUAAUGAUCCAAUUCGCGCUGUCAUCACAGGCACUGGUAUCAAUCAAGAUGGAAAGACGCCUGGCAUCACCAUGCCCAACGGUGCAGCACAAGAGGCACUUAUACGUUCUGUCUACAGCAACGGAGGUAUGGACCCUCGCGACACGGGCUAUGUCGAGGCCCACGGGACUGGCACGCGUGUGGGCGAUCCUAUCGAGGUAGGGGCUCUCCAUAGAGUCUUCGGAGAAGGCAGAAAUAAGCGGAAACCGCUGUUCAUUGGGUCAGUAAAGUCAAACAUCGGUCAUCUCGAAGCAGCUGCCGGCAUUGCGGGCGUGAUAAAAACUGCACUCAUGUUGGAACGUGGCUUCAUUCUUCCCAACUACGAUUUCAAGCACCCCAACGAGAACAUUCCCUUCGAUGAAUGGGGCUUGAAAGUUGCCACUCGCCAACAACCUUGGCCUCUUGGUAAGCGAUGGGCAAGUGUCAACGGAUUUGGUUUCGGGGGAACGAACGGACACGUUGUUAUGACUAGAGGUCCUCUCGAACGUAGGAAGAUGAAAGACGAGGUUGACACACAUACGUGCGAACGCUUGUUCGUGCUGUCAGCUAACGACAAAAUAAGCACGGAAAAAGCCAUGCAGAGCCUAGGCAUCUACCUCGAACAACGACCAGAGAUCUUCCAAAACGACCUUUUGAGCAACCUGGCUUACACCCUUGGUCAAAGAAAGAGCUUCCAUCCAUGGCGCAUUGCUGUAACAGCGUCAUCUGGAUCCGACCUUGUCGAAGCAUUGUCCAGUGGGAGGAUCGUCCCAUGCAAACAGGAGCCGGAAACGCUUCGCUUAGGGUGGAUCUUUACCGGCCAGGGUGCGCAAUGGUGGGCCAUGGGCAGAGAGCUAUACGAUCUGUAUCCGGUAUACGCUUCCUCCCUCAAGAGUGCCGAUAAACACCUGACCUUAAUCGGCGCCGAAUUCUCUCUUCUGGAAGAGCUUGGGAAAGAUGAGAGUUCGACUCAGGUCAAUGCGGCGUAUCUAUCCCAACCCGCAUGCACGGCUGUCCAACUUGCACUUGUGGAUCUUCUGCGAUCCUGGGGUAUUCGACCUGCCGCUGUGGUAGGCCAUUCAUCCGGUGAGAUUGGCGCAGCCUAUGCGGCGGGCCUCAUCACAUUCAGGGAUGCCAUGACGAUUGCCUACCAUCGAGGUCGUCUUGUACCGAUUCUGAAAAAGAAUUUUCCGGCCCUCCAAGGCUGCAUGAUGGCGGUUGGAGCCAGCACGGCACAAAUCAUGCCUUUACUUGAUCACAUUUCUCCAUCCCUUGGACAAGCGCGGAUCGCGUGUAUCAACAGUCCCUCUAGUGUUACGAUUUCUGGAGAUGAGCGCGCUACCAUGGAGCUACAAGCACUUCUUGAGAACAAAUACCCAGGGAUGUUUGUGAGGAAACUCCAAGUCGACACUGCCUAUCACUCCCACCACAUGGACUUGGUUGCGAAAGAAUACACGGAAGCCCUUCGUGAGAUUGAGUCUCCAAUGUCUUCCAACAUACGCUUUCAUUCUUCGCUCCUCGGUCGAGUUGCUACUGGCGCAGAGCUCGACGCUACUUACUGGGUGCAGAACUUGACCUGUGCGGUCCGAUUUGACGAAGCUCUGCAAAGCAUGUGCGAGCCCGUGCAUGACUUUAAAACAGGUGUCAACUUCCUGUGCGAACUAGGCCCACACGCUGCUCUUCAGGGUCCUGUCAAGCAAAUCCUCAAACAUGUCGGUGGAGCAGUAUCGAAGAUUCCCUAUACUUCCGUGUUGUCCCGCAAAAAAGACGCUGUUCAAACCGCACUUGCCAUGGCCGGCGCUCUUUUCGUCAAAGGCGCCACACUUGACAUGGGUUCAAUCAACUUUCCAACCCCACUGGAGAGACCACCGCAAGUGCUUGUUGAUAUGCCACGUUAUUCAUGGAAUCAUUCUUCGAGAUUCUAUCAUGAGUCCAGGAUCACUAAGAUUCACAAGUUCCACGAUGUACCGAGACACGACCUCAUCGGUGUGCUUGCAGCAUACUCCAAUGAUUUCGAGCCAACUUGGAGAAAUGUGGUUCGAUUGGACGACCUUCCCUGGCUUAGGCAGUAUCAGAUGCAAGGAGUAACCAUUUUCCCCAUAUCGGGCUUUCUAAGUAUGGCUAUAGAAGCCAUGGCUCAGAAAGCAGUCUGUGCAGAUACGCACUGGGACACCAUUGAAAUCGAUAAUCUCGUCGUCAAGGCCCCGGUUAUGCUGACAGAAGAGCAAAUAGAAAUGACCAUAACAUUACAGAAGAACCAGAAUCAGCCUAGAAGCGAAACGUCACAACCCUUUGUCAUCCGAUCAUGGUGUCAGACCAAAGGCUGGAGUGAGAAUUGUACGGGAAGUAUUACUCUUGUUCACACCAAGGACAACGAGGUCGAUGGACAGCGAUCCCAAAAGCUGAAACGGCAAAGCCUUUACUCCAGGAGUGUAAACGUUUCCCAGGCAUCUACCAAAGGCAUUUCUACGAGCCAUAUGUACACCGAACUUUCCGAAAUCGGCGUCGCAUAUGGAACAUUGUUCCAAGGUCUUCGUCAUUGCCACACCUCCUCUCAAGGAUCAGUAGCCCAAAUAAUCAUGACAAACACGGCGUUGGAGAUGCCCCAUCACCAAGAGACAAGUUACGUCAUGCAUCCUGCAUUUAUCGAGCAGCUUAUCUCGGUGUACUGGCCUGUCCUUUCAGCUACUGGCCCUCUGAGCACGGUGCAUCUGCCGUCUUCUAUCGGCAAGGUAACAGUUUCUUCACGCACACUCAAAACUCUCCAAGCGCCCGGAGACUCUUUACAAGCCAUUUGCGAGCCGAUCCGGCCAGUGUUCGAUAACAAACCCAACACAUUCUCAAUAUUUGGUAUGGAUUCUACCGGUGAAGCCAUCAUUACUAUGGAAGACUUGUCAACAUCACCAAUCGUAGCGUCCAAAGCUGCUUCUGGAUUAGACGAGCCGCAUGAGCUUUGCUACAAGCUAGACUGGGAAACCAUGCCAGACUUGCAGAGUCAAAACAUCAAAGAUGACACCAGCAUGUCAACCUUCGACGCCGAGGUUGUCAUUAUCCACGGCGAUACCGAGCUACAGUACGCGAUCGCGUCAGCUCUUACGAGACGGCUGAUCACUACCUCCGGGGUGAAGAUCACGCAGGGAACUGUCGACACCAUGGCUCAUCAUGCAAAGAACAAGCUGUGCCUUGUCCUGACAGAACUGGACAGCCCACUACUGUCAACUCUCAGCGCUUCACAAUUUGCAGCACUUAAAACCAUGCUCACCAGUGCUGAAGGCGUUCUGUGGGUAGUUCGCAGUGCCUAUCAUGGAUCGAAGAAUCCAGAUGCAAACAUGGUCUCUGGUCUGAGCAGAACUCUGCGCUCAGAAGGUACUUUAGCGAAGUUCAUUACCCUCGACUUGGACGCUGGAGAACAACUGAAUUCGCUCGAAACGGUCUCAAACAUCACUCGUGUACUUCAGCUGACACUCGGUGCGCAAACCGAGACCAAGGAAACAGAGUUCCGCGUGAAAGACGGUAAGCUGUUAACACCGCGAAUCAUCAACGACGAUGAAUUGAACAACUACAUCCAUGAACAAGUCCACCCGGCAGCCACAGAGCUUGCCAGCUUCUGCGACAUCAAGAGACCGUUGCGUGCAUCCAUUACAGCACCAGGCGCAGCCGAGACUUUGGUGUUCGAUGAUGAUGACCGUCUGCAGCAGCCUCUCUCCGAAGACUAUGUCGACAUUCAGAUCAAAGCCACUGGUUUGAACGCAGCAGCCCACCUGAAAUCUUUUGCACUUGGUCUAGAAUGCAGUGGUGUUGUCACUGCAGUUGGGUCGAGCGUGCCUAACCUGCGCAUCGGCGAUCGUGUCGCCGCCAUCACAACAGAAGGAUCUUUGUCUACUAUGGUCCGCGUACACUCAAACGCUGUGUACAAGGCACCUGGACACAUUUCUUUCGAGCAGUUGGCGACCAUGCCAAUUGCAUACUGCACAGCAGUUUAUGCUCUGGAAAACCAAGCGCAGCUGUCCGAGGGCGAGAGCAUUCUCAUCCACGACGCUGCAAGCCCCGUCGGUCAAGCUGUUCUGACAGUUGCGCAAACAAUCGGAGCAUCCGUAUGGGUCACUGUGAAGACUGAAGAUGAAAAACUGUUCAUCAUGCGUCAGUUCUCCAUCGUACAAGACAAGAUCUGGUUCACAGGCGAUACGUACUUUGCCGACAGGAUCCAAACUAUGACGCAAGGACACGGCAUCGACGUCGUUUUCAACACGUUGAAAGAGCAACGUACGCUCUGCGCCACAUGGGCAUGUCUUGCCAGAUUUGGUCGCUUCAUCAGUGUGGGAAGUGAGCAAAACAUCGCAUUCAACAUGCCUGCGGACAAGAAUGCAUCGAUCUUCUCUACAGACAUGACAGCAAUUGCGCAACACCGUCCGCAGGUCUUGCACCGCGUGCUUGCAGACGUAGCGAGGAUGUCUCGGUCUGGGCAGAUCCAGCCUAUUCUCCGCAUCCGAUCAUUCAGUGCCUCGGAGAUGGUAGCGGCAUUGCAGCAUAUCUCAGCAGCGGAUUGCACUGACAAGGCUGUCGUUGUCCCUCAAGAUGGUGACCGCGUUGUGGCUCCACGUAUCAAGAAGGACGUCACACUCUUGCGAAAGGAUGCCACCUAUAUUCUUAUCGGAGGAACAGGCGGUCUCGGACGUAGCAUGGCCAAAUGGAUGGUGGAGAGAGGCGCGAAACACAUUGUGCUCCUCUCUCGAAGCGGUACCCUGAAAGGAAAAGCCGCCGAGCAGAUUGCUGCCUUGAAUACCGCUGGCGCCAACAUUAUAGUCCGCAGCUGCGAUGUUGCGAACAAAGCAGAUGUUGACAAUCUUGUCCUGAGAGGUCUAUCUGAUCUGCCGCCCGUCCGAGGUAUAGUUCACGGUGCCAUGGUCCUGCGUGAUGUUCUUUUCGAGAACAUGACGCACGAACAGUACACAUCCGUCAUCUCCUCCAAGGUACAGGGCGCCUGGAACUUCCACCAUGCGCUCGCCUCCACGGCUACCGCUCUCGACUUUUUCGUUGUCAUCUCCUCUGCCGCCGGCGCAGUCGGCAACCGUGGUCAAGCCGCCUAUGCAGCAGCCAACACGUUCCUGAACGGCUUUGCGCAGCACCUCCUCGCGCAGGGAAUCAACGCCGCAUCGCUCGACCUGACAGCCGUCUCGGACGCCGGGUACCUAGCCGAAGAUGCAGAAAAGGCAGCAGAAGUCGCGCGUAACCUCGGCAGCGACACGAUCUGCCUCGCGCAAGUGCUCGGUCUGCUUCAGGCUGCUGUCGAGGGGAAACUAAAGAGUUGCAAUGGCCAUCCCAUCACGGGAAUGCGCAUCACCCCUACCGUCAGACCAUUCUGGUCCACGGACCCCAAGUUUGUCCAUCUCCUCACCGCUGCAGAAGCUGCCUGCUCGUCUGACUCCACCACUGCAGUGGUGCCGUGGAGUACGCGCUUCCGCAGUGCAGCCUCGCGCGCGGAUGCACAGAUCGUUGUGUGCGCUGCGCUGGUCGAGAAGAUUGCUGACGUCGUGUCGAUGGAAGCUGAGGAGCUGGAUAUCGAGAGGAGUUUGAGCUGUUACCCACUGGAUUCGCUGACGGCGAUUGAAGUGAGAAACUUCAUUACCAGAAUGUUCGAGAGUAAUUUGCAGGUGUUGGAAUUGUUGGCCAGUGGGAGUAUCAAGAGUCUGGCGGCGGUGAUUGUUGGGAAGACCAAGGCUAAGCUGCCAGAGGCUUGAGCGAUGGUUU